Molecule: messenger RNA, 2005 nt
Organism: Dermacentor andersoni
Lineage: Eukaryota; Metazoa; Arthropoda; Arachnida; Ixodida; Ixodidae
Source: RefSeq, a predicted model, not a curated record
GCGACACCCGAAUUCGACAUCUGCGGUGGUAUACUGUUCGAAUUGUUCUGCAGCAUGACAUUGUAUUCGUUGAACAGACACGCACGCACACGCACAUGCACACACAUGCACAUACACGCUCUUAGACACACAUACAUACAGAGACACACACACACACAUGCAUACAGAAGCCAACAAACGAUAACACCAUGCACAUUAAAUGAAAAAUUGUAUGUAAUUCUUCAUUGAAUAUAAGCAAAGGAUAAAUUAACGGAAAUGAAAGUGGACGAAAAACAUCUGGCCCCAGGCCAGAUGCGAACCCACGCCUUCGUAUUACAUGUACGAUCCUCUUGCCAAAUGAGCCACGGCGGCGCCGCACGGAUGGUUUUAUGCGCACGUGUUGCUACUUUAGACAAAGUGUGUCGACCACUCAUUAGCGAUGAGCUCGGUAAAAAAAAAAAAAAAAAGCCGCUGUGCUCUUGUUGGAAUGUAGGACUCGUGCCUGAGGAAACCGCCAUGCCGGAUCGUCGACAAGGACGGGUGCACCGUUUUCGAGACCAUGUCGUCGCCGGCGUCAACUGGCGACCGACGCGAUUCGUCGACGAGGUGCCCAAUUCACGUGUGUGCUGCCUCUGCCACAUGAUUCCAAAAGAGACGGCGUUGUUGCCGUGCUCCCAUGCAAUGUGCCAAUCUUGCUACGCAGCCAGUCGGGAAGGGGACGUUGGACAGUGUCCACUGGAUCAAGUGCAAUUUGCUUAUUCGGAGUGCUUCGGUUAUGAAUUCCCCACAAGGAUAGCUAAUACCUUGAAGGUGUACUGUUGGAACGAAGAGCACGGCUGCGAGUACACGGGCACCAUGGACCGCAUGCUGAAACACUACGAGAACGAGUGCACAUUUCACACCGUGGAAUGUUUGCGAUGCGGCGAGGGAGUCCAGCACAGAGACCUGCCAACGCACUACGUGGCCGGAUGCAACGCCAGUGUCUCUUCCGCGAUCACAGAGUGCCCGUCCUCGGAACUUACAGCACUGUCCCUUGAAGACGUGAACGCUGAUAUGAAAAACCUGAAGGCGAUGUUGGGCGAUCUCAUGCACGACUUGCUGAUACCAGUGAUGCAGAGUCAGUUGAAUGAGCUUACGGAAGAAAUCAGAAGCCAGGAAGCCAGAUUUGCUGCGAUCACUCGCGAGAUCGGAGCAUCCGUGGGCAAUUUAAAUGGUGACAUGGAUCAAAUCACCGCCACGAUUUCAGCGACCGUGUCGCCCCAGCCGACUUGUCUGCAAAAUCCGGAGGAGGAAGCCAGCACGUCAACGUCGCUGUCGUUGCGCUCGGAACACCAUCUGAUACUUCGCAAGUUGGAACGCUUAGUCGACAUGCAACUGUCGCGGAAAACAUCCCCGAAACCUGAGUCCAGCCGUGUAAUUGCUCAUUGUAGCAUUUUGGAGGGUGAAUGUCGCCAUUUAUGUAGUGCGCUGUCAACCACAGCUGCGUGGACUAAAGAACUUGUUUUCGUGAAAUAUGAGCUGAUCUUGAAAAACUGUGAGGAAAUCAAUCAGUAUCAGGGAAGGAGGAAAAAGUUUGCUGAUAUUAUGGUGUGGCACAUGAGGGACACGUACUUUACGGUUACCGUCUUCAAGUGCUGUGGUUCUUAUGCAUCUACUCUCACUGUGGAGAUUGAGUUUAACGGGAUAUUGGUAGACUCGAGGUGCCGGCCGCCUUUUUGGUACGUGUGCAUGCACGAAAAUUCAAAAAGGGUUCAUUGGCUGACUCCCCGUGCCAUACCUUGUUUAUGCAGCCGCUAUGAUGACUCAUUGCAACACUUUCACCUCGAAUUCCAUAUAGAGAUUGCCUCGCUGAAUAUUGACAAUUUCCUCCAAAACGGAGAGAUGGUGUUCAGCAUUAUGCUCAGCGUUAAUGAAGAGGAGAAUGUGUACUGCAUUGCUGGAUCGUCCUUGCCAUUUCUCAUGCGUGUGACAUGAGCUUAGCGAAGUUUUGAUGUUCUUUCUGAUAAAUAAAGUUGGCUCUGCGAAA